Messenger RNA from Rhodofomes roseus, 1116 nucleotides. RefSeq lists its product as uncharacterized. Bases 1 to 1116 code for a protein of 371 amino acids. Lineage: Eukaryota; Fungi; Basidiomycota; Agaricomycetes; Polyporales; Fomitopsidaceae. The transcript is spliced from 2 exons. Gene Ontology annotation, molecular function: protein binding. The record is from RefSeq and is a predicted model, not a curated record.
AUGGACCUGCCCACGGAGACACUGGACGCCAUCUUCGCCCACCUGCAGCCCCGCCCCGCCGAGCUCGCCCGCGUCGCCCGCGUCUGCCACCGCUUCCGCGCCGUCGCAGAGCGCAUCCUCUACGCGCACAUCUUCAUCUCCGAGAGCCUCCCCCGCUCGUCCGCCUUCCCCCACCGCCUCCACCGCUGCUGCGAGACCCUCCUCGCCCGCCCAGACCUCCGCGACCUCGUCCGCCGCCUCACCGUCCGAUGGCAGACCGAUCCCAGCGCGCGUGACCAGUACGAGCCCUUCGUCCAGCCCGUCCUCCGCACCCUCAACGCCGCCCUCCGCCGCCUCCCCCAGCUCGACGCCCUCGACCUCGCCCUCGGCCUCGUCGGCGUCCCCGUCUCCGUCCACACCGUCCUCGCCGGCUGCCGCUUCCCCGCCCUCCGCCUCUUCGCCCUCUACGGCAUGGGCCCCGGCAGCAUCCCCGUCAAGGACGCCCCGGACACCCUCGUCCUCCAGCACUUCCUCGCCGCGACCCGCACGCUCGAACACCUCGUCCUCGGCGACCACCACGCCCCCCUCGCCCUCGCCCCAGACCACCUGCCCCAGCUCUCCGCCUUCAAGGGCACCGCCGCCGCCGCAGAGUCCAUCGUCCCCGGCCGCGCCGUCCACCACCUCGCGCUCGUCGGCCAGGACCAGUUCGCGCCGCGCCAGCUCGCCGAGCUCGCCCGCGGCCGCGCCCCCGUGCGCACCCUCGACCUCUCCGCCGUCUCCGUCACCCCGAACACGCUCAAGGCCGUCUCCGGCCACCUCUCGGGCGUCGAGCACCUCCGCAUCCGCUUCGCGCUCAGACACACCCUGCACCACUCCUUUACGGGCAUCAGCAUCCUCGCCGGGCUGUCCCCCGCGCUCGGCGCGUUCCCCGCGCUGCGCCUGCUCGACCUCUCCGCGACGCCCGCGCUCAACGGCGGGCUCGGCUCCUCGCUCGAGGAGGUCAACCUCUGCCAGACGUGGGGCCGCAGCUGCCCGUCGCUCCGCGCCGUCGUCUUCCCGUCCAAGACGGAGUGGACGCUCUCCGGCCCCGAGCACAUCUGGGUCUCCAAGUCGCCCCCGCGGUACACGCGCAGCUAG